AUGGUUCCUAUCAGGGACUUGAUUAUCUCCUCAUAUCAAGAAAGCCGUCAACUUGUAGAUGAAGCCUCACUCCACUCUAGACAACGACGGAACGAGCCCUCGUCCUCCACUCAUAUGUUUACAUUCCAUCGGCAAACCGAUCCUGAGACUCUGGAGAUUUCCCGAGCGGCAGAGGUUUUUCAAACAACUCUGCAGGUCCUGAAGAACAAAGCACGACAGACAUAUAAAAGGGACGUCACGGCACCAGGGUUGUUGUCCUCGGAAGACAUUGCCCUGAUUGGAAAGCUGUCAAAGUGUCCUGCAACAUAUCUAACCGUCUGUCCUCACUUCUCAAAGUACCGCUCCAUAUCCGGCCUCUGCAACAACAGGCAAAAUCCUCUCUGGGGAGCAGCCAACACUCCCAUGGUCAGAUGGCUUCCAGCUGAAUACGAAGACGGAGAGAGACAACCCAAGGGUUGGAACCGAGGAUGGCUCCAUAAUGGAUUCCAACUUCCCCCGCCACGUGAAGUCAGCACGGAAAUAAUUAAGAGCUCUUUCAAAAGCAAAGAUGAGGCCUAUACUCUGAUGCUGGUGGAGUGGGGGCAGUACAUGGACCAUGACAUCUCCUUUACCCCUCAAAGCACUGGCCUUUCAAGGCCCACUGUGGACUGUCUGAGCACAUGUGAAAAUCUGCAUCCGUGCUUUCCCAUUGAGACAAAUGAUGGCUGCAUGCCAUUUCAUCGCUCCUUACCGGCCUGUUUUGUCAAUCCCGAGUUAGAUAUUGUACAAGCUCUGCAGCGACAACAGAUGAAUUCCAUCACAGCGUUCAUGGAUGCUUCGGGUGUGUAUGGCCACAGCCUGAAGAUGGAAAGCUUCCUCCGCGAUCUCUCUGGCCUCAAUGGGAAACUUGCCGUCAACGACCUAUUCACGGAUCCAAAAGGAAGACCCUACCUUCCUUUCGUGGCCACUUUGCCGUCAACAUGCCGUCAGAAUCAGGAGGGGCAGAGGGUGGAGUGUUUCAGUGCCGGAGACACCCGUGCCAACGAGGCUAUUCCCCUGACCACAUUGCAUACGUUGUGGCUCAGGGAACACAAUCGAAUUGCAGAGGCACUGAAAGGCAUCAAUCGUCAUUGGACCCCGGAGACCAUUUACCAAGAAACUCGCAAGAUCGUUGGAGCUCUGCACCAGGUCAUAAACAUUAGAGAUUAUGCUCCAAAAAUUAUUGGUUCAGCGUCUUUUGAACAUUACAUUGGACCUUAUGGCGGAUACGAUCCAACUACAGACCCCUCAAUCGCCAAUGUGUUUGCAACUGCUGCAUUCAGGUUCGGCCACGCUACCAUCUCUCCAAUCCUCAUGAGACUGAACGAGAGCUUCCAGGUACAUGAGGCCCUCCCACCCUUGAGACUACAUGACACAUUCUUCAGUCCAUGGAGAAUAGUCAAAGAAGGUGGAAUCGAACCAGUCCUGAGGGGUAUAAUUGGAACUGCAGCACCAGCCAUUAGCUCAAACAUGCUGCUUGCAGAGGAUGUUACGGAGAGGUUGGUCAUCUCUAAAAUACAUCGGCACAUGGACCUGGCUUCCCUGAACCUGCAGAGAGGAAGAGAUCACGGUCUCCCAGGAUACAAUGAUUGGAGAGUGUUCUGUGGACUGAAGUACAUUAAGACAUUGGAUGAUUUCAAAGAGGUUGUUGGAGACAACAAGGUUGCAGAGGAGAUACAGAAGAAAUACCAACAUCUUGACAACAUUGAUGUUUGGCUCGGAGGACUUGUUGAAAAGUUGUUGCCUGGCUCAAGAACUGGUCCCCUCUUCGCUUGUCUGAUUGGGAAGCAGAUGAGAGUGCUUCGUGAUGGUGAUAGGUUUUGGUGGGAAGCUGAGGGCAUGUUCACCCAGCAACAGAAGGCUGAGCUUGUCAAAGCUUCUCUGUCUCGGAUCAUCUGUGACAACUCUGACGUAUGGGAGGUCCCCUAUGAUCCUUUCAGAUUUGAGACAUACCCAUAUAACUACCUCCCUUGCAAUUAUUUACCAUCAAUAAAUCUGGAGGCUUGGAGAGAGGCGAGGGGCAGGGACCUGGAGCAGUGUGGCUCUCCAACAAAGAUAAAGAACGGGGAUUUCAUAUUGUCCUCUGCAUCUGGAAAACUGGUGGCUCUGUACUCCUGUAACCAUGGUUUCCAAUUAAAAGGUGCUGCUGCAUUAGUUUGUGAUGGGAAUCGAUGGAGUGAUCAGGCCCCACAAUGUAAAGUUAUCAAACCCAUCCGCAUUAAAAGUUAG
Molecule: messenger RNA, 2247 nt
Organism: Hippoglossus stenolepis (Pacific halibut)
Lineage: Eukaryota; Metazoa; Chordata; Actinopteri; Pleuronectiformes; Pleuronectidae
Gene: tpo
Product: thyroid peroxidase
Exons: 13
Coding region: 1-2247 (748 amino acids)
Biological process (GO): response to oxidative stress
Molecular function (GO): peroxidase activity; heme binding
Source: RefSeq, a predicted model, not a curated record